GACGGGAAUGCGCGCGGGGUACAUCGAAGUGUGAAGGCGAGACCAGGCGAGAAACAGAGCGUGUCUCGCGGCGCUCCCGAAGCCGAAUCCGUGGUCGGGGGAAAGGGUCGCGCAGUAUCGGUCGAUAUCAGAUAUCAGGGUUGGAGUAUCAGCGGGGGAAGGCAGCCUCACUCGCUCUCCUACUGUGGUGCCGAACGCCGGGUCUCAAGACAGCUGGCGGCACGGGUACACAGCGACACUCUGCCUCACACAACACCCUCGCCGCCCACGACCCGUCCUGAGGUGUUCGUAAGGAAGGCUCCCGUUGGAUGCCCGUUCGUUCUCGUGCUCUUCGCGGCCUUCCACCUCGUCCCUGUGGCCUUAAGGUGUUGGUGUACCGCCUACCACCACCCUCACCACCCCCACCGCCAAGAGGGUGUUAGGGGGUGUUCCAUAGUGGCUCCUCCUCCUCGCGACGCCCAAACCACCACCGCGACACGAGCCACAGCCUUCGUCAGCGCCGCCUCUAGACCGCCGCGCCCAAGACAGUGUGAGGUGGUGGUGUUAACCCGUGUGUGUGUGUAUGUGUGUGUGUCUUUCUCCUUGCGGCACGAACUCGGCCCGCUCGCCCGCCACCGUGACCCAAUAUUCUCCACCUAAACGCUGCCUGCUCGCUCCUCCGCCUGCGUGCCUGCCUGCUGAGACGUAACCUGCACAACCUACCACGUCUUGACCCUCCCCAACCGCCCAGACACACAUAGGAAGGCGGGUUAAAGUGCUUCUCGUGUGCCCGUGUCUGGUGCAACAUCGGCUAUUGUGAUCGUCUCCUCCUGAACUUCCGCCUUCGUCUUGAUCUUGAAACUAACACUAAGGCCGCUGCAGGUGUGUUCAGAAGGGCCUCAGGUAGCGUCAGGUGUUGUGUCGCCCUGCAGGUGUGAGAGGUGCAAGGUGGGGAGCUCCUGGCUGUGUCUGGAGCUGCUCUGAGGCUGACGCGAACACUACCACCGCAACCGCCCUCAUCACCGCCACCGCCACCUUCGCCCGCGCCCCCCGCCACCCACCCCCCGAUCCCACUCCCUAUUUCGGCGCCCCCCCCCCCACCUUACCGCUAUUCCAUCCGCCCCCUUCCUCCUCCAUCCCCCCUUCGUCAUCACGAGUGCCUGCGCCAUACACACAAAACAUUUUAUUUUUCAUCCGUUUUAUGUGUGUGUGUUUUUUGUGUCGCCGCGUUUGUGUUAUUGCUGCUGUUGUUGUUGUUGUUGUUGCCAUCGUGUUUUAGUGUUGAUGAAGUGAGAUAAAUAAGAGGAAAGUAAUAUUCUGGCACAGUCCAAAGAUCCGAGGUGAUAACACUAAUAGGUCAUAAGAAAAGUGAUAAAAGUUGAAGCAAAGAAAGACAAGGGGAUAUUUUUUUUUCUAAGCUGGAGCAGACAUUUUACAGGAAGGAAAAAAAUAAGUUACUGACGCGAGAAGUGGAAAGCACGGAGGAAAAGACGAGACAAAUGCACUUGAAUCACAUACGCUAGUUGAGAGAGAGAGAGAGAGAGAGAGAGAGAGAGAGAGAGAGAGAGAGAGAGAGAGAGAGAGAGAGAGAGACGGAAAGGGGACAGACUGAUGAAUACGUGUUCGAGGAGUCUUGUCAAGGAGUGUACAGCGUCCUCUUCCUCCUCCUCCUCCUCCUCUUCGGCGCCUAGUCCUCGAACUCUGACCUCCUCCUCGUCAUCGUCUCCCGGGUCGCCACUGCCCUGAUGCGUCACGGUGGUCGGGUCAGGCAGCAGCUCCGGCAGACGGAUGCCACACGAAGGGAAGGGGUGCCGUAGGAAACCAUCACACGGAGAGGCGAUAAGGCUCCCCGCACGAGGCUCGCCGCGUGGGUGAACGAACGUGUGUCUCCCCGGAUAUGAUGGUGACCGUGAGGGGAUGACGCUCGGCACUGCCCGGAAAACCCCGCCGCCCUCACACCCUGACGCCGCAAGCAAGGCUGCGACGCACGCCUCCCUCAGUGUGUAGCGUCCCCGCCGUGCCGUGUGCCGUGCCUCAGGUCCCCGCCUCCUCGUCCUUCCCUCCGUCGGUGCCCCCUGCAGUAGCACGCGCCGCCCCGCCAUGAACACCAACGCCAACACCGCCGUGCCGCCCAACACCUCCAUGGCGGCGGACGGCCUGGGCCUGGACGGCGGGCUGCCCGGGGGCGUGGGUGUGGGCGUGGUGACGGGCGGGUCGACGCGGCGCACCUCGCGGGUGUGGCGUUACUUCGGCAUGGUGGACAACUGCCACUACAUCUGCCGCCUCUGUUCCUUCGUCGGCGCCUACACCAACACCACCAACAUGCGGAAGCACAUCCAGCACCACCACCCCGACCACUUCCAGGACAUCCUGGACCACACGCGCCCCUCCACGCGCCCUUACUUCGCCGGCAGCCUGACGCGCCUCCGCCAGCCGCUGCAGUACCCCCAGCACGGCGCCGGCCACCACUACCCGCCCACCCUGAUGUACCCGCCGCCCGUGUCCGCCGCCAAGCGCGUCAUGCUGCCCAAGCCCGCCGAGGUGCCCGUGCCCUUCCUACACGCCGACGCCAGGACCGACGUGGACAUGGGCCUCAGCGUGUCCUCCCACGACUGCUCCGUGGCGGCGGCGGCGCACGCGGCGGCUCAAGCGGCGGCCCAGGCGGCGGCCACCUGCCAGCCGUCCCUGCAGGAGCACGCGAGUGACGCCGCCUACUCGUCCCUGCUGGGCCAGGCCUCGGUCCACACCACCGCCACCACCACCACCACCGCCCUGCCGCCCGUCAGCCUGGGCGCCAUGAGCCCCGAAGAGAGCAAGCUGGUGAAGCAGCUGCUGCCCGCCCUCAUCGAGGUCACGGACUCCUCCGCCGACAUUGACACGCCCGCCAGAGGUCUCCAGACGCAGGAGGACCGGUCUGGCAGCAGCGAGUUCAGCCAGCACAAUAGCGACGACGUGCCCAUCACCGUCUCGCCCGAACACUUCCUCUCCGAAGCCAACGACCAGGAUGAGGCCACGCCGGUGCCUCCCACGCCCGCCCAGCAGAAGCCAGAGAGUUACCAGCUGCGGCACAACAACCACCUCACCAUCGUGCUGGAGGCGCUGGCGAGGGACGAGUCGUUCAUGGAUGUGACGCUCACCGCCCAGGGACGCUCUCUCAAGGCUCACAAGUCUGUGUUGUCAGCGGUGAGCUCCUACUUCCGCGGGGUGCUGCGUGACAACCCCUGCCAGCACCCCAUCAUCAUCAUGCCCAGGGACGUGCGCUUCGAGGAGCUCUACAGCAUCGUAAACUACAUCUACAAGGGCGAGAUGACAGUGGCCGCAGAAGACCUCACCUCCCUCCUCAAGACAGCCGAGAUCCUGCAGGUGUCUGGCUUAGCCCCCUCAGACUCCUCGGCCACGGUCAACCCCCAGACGGAAUCACUACCCUUGGGCAAUGUUCGCUCCUCUUCCAACUCCUCCUCCGCCUCCUCCACUAAUGUUCCCCCCGUGACAAGGCCCGCAAGACCCCCCAAGGCCCCGUCGCAGAGCCUGUCCACUCCACCCGCAAGACCCAAAUCGAUAGACAGCAUGAUCAACCCGGCAGACUUCAUUGAUGUGGACAUGACUUGUGUGAAGGAGGAAGUGCUGAGUGGCGGCGAGGACGAGAAGGACGAACCCUCCAGCAAAGAGCGGCGCACCCAACCACCGGACUGUUCCCAGGUGGUGGAGUGCGCCCAGUCCCAGGAUGCCCAGCAGACCCCCGAAUGCUCCCAGACAACAGACUCCGAAGCCAAAGAUGACGACGACACCUCCGAUCAGGUCCUGCUGGGCUUUCCAACACCGUACGAACAAAGCUUUGACCAGCCGAUGGCCUCCACCAGUUCCCACGAGGCAGAGUUCAGGUCUUUAGGUGUUAAGUCAGAUCCAGAAAGAGACUUCAACUCACACUUGUCUAAACCGAACGAUAACCCCCAGCCGCUGCAGUGCCCGCAUUGUGACGAACAGUACCGCGACGUGGAGAGCAUCGACUCCCACCUCAGACUCAAACACCCGUCAAAGCCCAGUUUCACGUGCAAGUGUGGCCGCAUCUUUACCAGACAAAUACACCACCAAGCCCACACCAGGAUGUGCUCCAGCUGCUCCUGAACUGGUUACCAGCGGCUGUGACUGAACACUGAGCCAAGUUUAUUAGUGCGCUAAUCAUGUUAUAGUGAGAGGCAUUAAUGGUUGAUGAUACAAAACGUACGUUGUAUUAAACGUAACUGAAUGUUGAAAAACAGUUGAAGAAUUAAAUUAAUUAAAUAUUAAAUCAAAAUAUUUAUAAGAAUUUGGGACAUUAUUUGAAUUCACUUCUUUGGGAAGCUGUCACAAUUUUGUAACAAUAAUUUAAGUCCUUCAAACGCAGGCAGGUCAUGGCCAGAGGGGCGUGGCACUGCCCAGCGUGUGAAGGCUGCAAGGUAGAGGCUUCUGUUCAGCAUGUGGCACCUGGACGUGUACAUAGUGACAGGAUUAGAUAUUCUACAUGUGUUUUUCAUGACUGUGCAUUUGUGUGUGCUCUGUGCGUGAGCGUGUAUGUGUGCGCGUAUGUUUGUGUGCGCGUUUGUGUGUACAAUACGUACAGUACAUAAAGUUUAAGAGUAA
Molecule: messenger RNA, 4599 nt
Organism: Eriocheir sinensis (Chinese mitten crab)
Lineage: Eukaryota; Metazoa; Arthropoda; Malacostraca; Decapoda; Varunidae
Product: protein tramtrack, beta isoform-like
Exons: 6
Coding region: 2080-4104 (674 amino acids)
Biological process (GO): regulation of transcription by RNA polymerase II
Cellular component (GO): nucleus
Molecular function (GO): DNA binding; protein binding
Source: RefSeq, a predicted model, not a curated record